GCAUGUUCUCCAAUUUUGACCUGCCACGGGCGAUCAAGCGGGCUCGGGCAGGCGAAGACAUAGUCUUGAACGAAACUGGCCAAAGGAAUCCCACCAAGACCUUUCAGAUGCUUUUGUGUUGAAUUCUCCCGAAAGAACAUUCGUGGGUCUGUGUACUGGGGUAGGUACAACUGUGGGAAGUAGGCUGGAUUCCUCGUCUUCCGAAAGUUGUGAUACAUUGAAAUGAGUAUCGGAAUUCUGCCCGCAAAGCCUCGGAGCUCAGCAACGGAAAGGAUAACAACUUGUUUCUUCUCACCACAACCCCAGUCUAUGGUCACGCUGGGACAGUACAAACCACGCGGAGUUGUGAAGGAUGCUCGGCUCUCAUCCCAUUCCCAGUUUGGCAUUCGAAGGACUUGACUGCAUAGUCUGUCUGUAUGUGCACGACACAAGCCGAGGUGUCCUGGCUCUUUGUCCUCUCCUGAUAUGUCGAACACUCCUCCCAUGCCAAUCAUCGCAACGAAUUCAUUCUCAUUUAGCAGCAUGCUGGUUCCUUCGAGGUAUAGCUGCUUGCAUGUCGCCAGGAUCUGGGUGUGAAUGUCGAACUUUCCGUGUCUGCACAUCAACAAGUCUGCCUGAAAGCGUGUGUCCUCGUGAAACUUUAGCUUUGCGGUGCUGACGUCAAAACCUGCAACAUCGCGGUCGGACUCAUGCUCCUUCCACAAGCCGGGAACGACCCAGUCAUGCUGCGGAUCGAAGGUCAACAGGUAGGCCAGAAUUUGACGACGAAGUUCCACAGGAAGGCCCAUCAAGGUAGCUUCGUUUCUUCCGUGGGGUCGACUUGCAUGUCCAGCAUCUGUGAUCUCAGCUGCGAAUUGUGAGAUUGGCUCAGACAUGGCUGCUGAUGAUGUCCUUGGCCCUGCACUCUGUCAGAUCUUCUGCAUCAAGAACAAGCAUGGCCCGCGGGCCAGAAACUAACCAUGAAAUCUGUGUAGCAGUGGGCUGGAGUACACGAUUGGUGAUUCUGAACGUGAGAUCUUCAGCGCGGAGGCUGUUGGAUCAGUGUGAAUGCUGUAAGAUGCAGCGCGGGACCAUCAGAUAUCUCAGAUCUGAUGGAUCACUGAGGGGACGAUGAGAUACCGAGAGGGAGGUUAUCGUAUCUCUUAUGCCUCUCAGAGUAACGCGGGUCUUGUGGGAUGCGGGUCCUAUGAGAUACACAGCGGGUCUCUCAGAUCUGACAGACCAGCGGGAAACUCUGGGAUGCACCGCGGAGGCUGUAAGACCAGCGCGGCUGCUGUGAGAUGCAGAGUAGAGGCUCACAAGUCAGUGCAAAACCAACCGCACAAGAAUUGGGAGAGAUGUUGAAGAUCCAAUUGUUGAAGAGUUGGGAGAAAAGGUGGAAGAAGUUCGACAAGACAAGAGUGUGGCGAGGAAAAAUGUAUUUAUAAUUUUCUGAGAAUCUCACGAUCACUCGCAGUCACGGUCAGGUAGAAAAGAUGAAGACAGACCCAGCAUGUCUCGCAUGUGAAAGCAUCAAUGUAGC
Molecule: messenger RNA, 1522 nt
Organism: Exophiala mesophila
Lineage: Eukaryota; Fungi; Ascomycota; Eurotiomycetes; Chaetothyriales; Herpotrichiellaceae
Exons: 1
Coding region: 353-658 (101 amino acids)
Source: RefSeq, a predicted model, not a curated record